Messenger RNA from Marmota flaviventris (yellow-bellied marmot), 450 nucleotides. RefSeq names its product interleukin 3 (gene Il3). NCBI's taxonomy places the organism in Eukaryota, Metazoa, Chordata, Mammalia, Rodentia, Sciuridae. Gene Ontology annotation, cellular component: extracellular region. Gene Ontology annotation, biological process: immune response. Gene Ontology annotation, molecular function: growth factor activity; interleukin-3 receptor binding. The record is from RefSeq and is a predicted model, not a curated record.
AUGCAUCCUGCCAGCCCAAACACGAGCAGCCUCUCUACCCUGCUCCUGCUCCUGUUCUUGUUCUGCUCUGGGCUCCGAGCUAACAACGGGCAGCCCUUGAUCAAGGACUGCAAUACAGUGAUCCAGGAAAUUAGAAGGAACCUAGAGAAUUCUGGGCCUUUGCGUUUGAACUCCACCAACAAGGAAGACCGAUGGCUCUUGAGGAAUACCUCUCGGAUGCAAAACCUGAAUGUAUUCUUGGAAGCUGCUAAGAAUUUGACGAACAAAGGGAACAUCAGUAGCCAACUAGAGUUUCUUAAGACAUGCUUGUCCAACGAAGAGCCCACAGUCGCACCCAUGACCACACCCACGAGAAAGCCCAUUGUUAUCAGAAAGGGCAACUUGGAUGACUUCCGGAAGAAACUUCAGUACUAUCUGUACAUCCUUGAGGAGAGCUGGAUUCAGCACUGA